Messenger RNA from Colletotrichum graminicola M1.001, 1758 nucleotides. RefSeq names its product cytochrome P450. The transcript has 2 exons. The record is from RefSeq and is a predicted model, not a curated record. Bases 1 to 1758 code for a protein of 585 amino acids. NCBI's taxonomy places the organism in Eukaryota, Fungi, Ascomycota, Sordariomycetes, Glomerellales, Glomerellaceae. Gene Ontology annotation, molecular function: monooxygenase activity; oxidoreductase activity, acting on paired donors, with incorporation or reduction of molecular oxygen; iron ion binding.
AUGAAUAUUAUAGUGCCGCAACACAUAUACUUUUUGGUCGGGCUCCUGUGCUUUGCGUUUUUGUUCUUAGCCUUUGCGUUGUACUCUUGGUCGCUCCUGCGGAAUUACCAAGCGGCCAAACAUCUCCAGAUUCCCAUUAUAAUUACCCCAGUUUCUUGGCAACAACCACUAUGGAUGCUACUUGGCGAGACCGUUGGCCGCCCCAUCCAGCGAUUGCCGCUGUGCCGAUGGUCGUUGUACAGCCGGUUUGGAUGGCAGAUGUACGACAAAUAUCGUUUGCACGCGAAUCUAGGCCCCGUGUUCGUCAUCGUGUCGCCGGCAGACAACGAGGUUGUUGUUUCGGAUCCAGAAGUGGCUACACGAAUCCUCCACAAGUGGCGGCAAUUCCCCAAGAGCGCUAUACAAACCAAGGUGUUUGAAAUCUUCGGGCCCAACGUCGGAACUAUCUGGGAUGAUGACUGGGCCAGACACCGUAAGAUGGUCUCGGUCGGUUUUAAGGAGUCUAAUUACGGCCUGGUAUGGGAGACUACAAGGCGACAGACUGACAAGCUGGUUGAGAGCUGGGCGAAAGCAGGUCGGCAGCAAAAACUUGCGAGUCUCGAGGAAAUUACUGAUGCCGUUUCUGCACUCGCCCUCCAUGUCCUUGUCGUCGCCGGGUUUGGCAAAAAGGAAGACAACGACAAUGACAACGGCAACAAUGACAAGGAUCAUACGUACUUGACUACCGCACCAGGACACAAGUUGAGCUACAUUGAUUGCUUGAAGGCAAUCUUACGAAAUAUGAUUGCAACCUCGCUGUUGCAAUCAUUCACCAUAUCCGACAUACUCUUGCCGAAGUCUUUGCGAUUGCUGAAACAAGCAAACAGAGAGUUCAGGGCCUAUAUGGCUGAAAGAGUUGAAGUUGAGAGGAGGGACAUUGCGAUGCGGAAAACUACGAGCCAAAGCAACCUACUGAGCUCCCUUGUUAGCGCAAACGAAGUUUCCAGGUCGCAGGGCAACUCAGCGAUAGCGAAGAAUAAGCUCUUUUUGUCAGAUUCAGAGCUUCGGGGCAAUUUCUUCACAUUCAACCUUGCCGGCUACGAGACAACUUCUGGUGUCUUGUCCUACGCGAUACCUUGGCUUGCGGUACGGGAGGAUGUGCAGGCCUGGGUUUACGAAGAAACAUGCGCAGUUUUGAAUGGCUCACUGAGUUACGCGGAGUCCUUUCCAAAGUUGACGCGAUGUUUGGCUGUCUUGGUGAGCAGACUCAAGGAAAGGUCCACUCAGAAGAGAACAGAGCUGACCAAGAACCUAACACAACCACGAUACACAAACGAGGAGUCUAGGGUACUCACUAUCAGGGGAGCAGAGAUCCCCGUUCCUAAACAUACAUACGUUACAAUCAGUUGCACCACUCUCAUGACAGAUCCUGUAUUGUGGGGUGCCGACUCCCUAGAAUAUAACCCUUUCAGAUGGAUUCGAACAGCUGAGACUGACAAAGGCCCACGGGAACAGAUUAUGGAACCCCCAGAGGGCACAUUUAUUCCCUGGUCUCAUGGGCCGCGAGUAUGCCAAGGAAAGAAAUGGAGCCAAGUCGAAUUUGUCGCUGUGAUUGCAUUCCUGGUACGGAACAACCGUAUUGAAGUUGCGAGGCGUAAUGGUGAAUCGAAGCUCGAUGCCGCUCUUAGGUUAAAAAACAUUUUGGAAGAUUCAUACAUGAACAUCACCCCAAAGAUCAGGUGCCCACGCGAAGGUGGCAUCAUCUGUAAAAAGAGAUAG